AUGAAUACUUCAUUUAAUUGUUAUAUUUUAAUACUCUCAAUUGACGAUUCUGAAACUAUUUUGGUUAAUAUUUACAAAGACAAUAAGAAUAAAAGAUAUUUUCAAAGUGAUAAAGCAAAGAUCAUCUUAGCCAAUUUCAAAGUUUCACAUCUCAAGAAACAUAUAUGUAAUAUAUAUGGUAUUAAAAAAGUUGACCAAUAUGAUGUUACACAUAAACUUGAAGGACGAAAAAUAAGAGAUCAUGACUUGUUUAAUGUGUAUUUUAAAGUUGAAUUAGCAGAUCAUAAUAAGAUUGAAAUGGGAAACAUAUAUAUUAUCGCUAUCAUCCCUACCAUUGUAACACCCGCCACUGUAAGUCUCUUUCAGCAAGGCGUUCCACUAGAGUUAAAACGACAUGAUGAGAAUCAGAAGCCUAAGGAAAAAAGAUAUGACAAGCAACUCCAUCAUAUUCCCAUCCUGGCUAAUGGGCCAGGUACAGGAAAAAGUCGAUUCCUCCAAGAACUUCUGACUCUCUUAGAACAACAUCGCAAUCACAAUGAACAUGUACUUGGUAAUUCACAAAUAUUAGCUAUAAAUAUUACAUUUAAUAUAGUUAUUAAUGCAUCAAAUGAAGAUACAUCAUCUGGUUCAGCAUUAGUUGCACUGCAAAUUCUUUAUGAAUAUUUUAUCUCUGGUAGUGAAACACUAUACUUUAAUGAAUUUAAGAGAAUGUGUGGUAAAAAUUGGAAAACUUUUGAAAUUGCAACUGCGUGUGAUAUUGUUCUUAAGGAUAUUGGUGGCAAUAUAGGUUCUCUUGAGAGAUUUAUUCAGGAAUCGAUAUAUGAUCUUUUACGUCUACCGCUCCAUCUUCUUUCAGAUGAAGAAGUAGAGAAAAUUACCUUAUGUAUGAAAGAAAAUCAAGAACUGGCAGGCUAUAUCAAUUACAACAAAACCUUUCAACGCUUUAUUAGUGAUAUUGGUGAACAAAUCUGA
This is a messenger RNA of Funneliformis geosporum, 972 nucleotides long. The record is from the annotation of a GenBank genome assembly. NCBI's taxonomy places the organism in Eukaryota, Fungi, Glomeromycota, Glomeromycetes, Glomerales, Glomeraceae.